UUAACUACCUUCCAAUAAUCCCCCCACCAAAAUAAUCCCCCGUUUGUUUCUCAGAAAAUCCCAAUCCUAAACCGACUAUCCUAAAACUCCCAAAUCCCCCCAACCAUUCCUCUCCACCAAACAGACCCUUACUAUUCCUCGGUGCAGAGCUAACGGCCAAAACUCCACGCCAUUCCAAGCGUAAAUCCCACAUGACCCCCAAUUGCUGACGCAACUUCCCGUUAACCAAGCACCGAUAAAAUCCAUCGAUUUUCACAAAUCCAAUUACCAAAUUCGUCCCUAGGGUUUCACUCUCCAAUUCCCGUCGACCCGAUCGCGUCGAUUGUUUAGGGUUCUUCUGUGGAAUUGGAGAUAUGACGUUUGUCGUGAACGAUGAGGAAAAAGAUUGUGUGGUGCCGUUGUUGAAGCCUAGGGAUGAUAAUGGGGAUGAUUGCGUGAAAUUGGGGGUAUCGGAUGAUUGCGGUGAAGCUGGUGGGGACCGACAGGCUGCGUCUCCUGUGUUCGUGAGCAGGUGGUGUUGUUUGUUGUGGUGGGCUAAAAUGUUUGUUCUGUUGAUCUUCGGCGGCGUUCUGGCUGCCGUGUUUCUCUUAUGGGUCGGACCCUUCUUUAUGGAUAAGACAAUUAUCCCUAUUAUCAACUGGGAGAGAAAAACAUUCAGCACACCAUUGCUCGCAGUUUUAAUCUUUGCUUCUGUGGCAUUGUUCCCAUCUUUACUGCUUCCUUCUAGUCCGUCAAUGUGGCUGGCUGGUAUGACUUUCGGAUAUGGAUUUGGAUUUCUACUAAUCAUUGGUGGUGUCGUUAUCGGAGUAUCUCUUCCAUAUUUCAUUGGUUCACGCUUCUAUGAUAAAAUUCAUGGUUGGUUAGCAAAAUAUCCAAAAAAAGCUUCCAUGAUAAGAUUAGCAGGUGAAGGAAAUUGGCUUGACCAGUGUCGGGAUGUCACUUUAAUCAGGAUUUCUCCAUUCCCGUACAUAAUAUACAAUUACUGCGCUGUAGCAACAAAUGUUAAGUAUGGUCCUUAUCUCCUGGGAUCAUUGAUUGGUAUGGUGCCAGAAAUCUUCGUUGCAAUUUACACUGGUUUACUAAUACGAGCUUUGGCUGACGCUUCACAUGAACGCCGCUCCCUCUCAGCACCACAGAUAAUCUGUAAUGUUCUUGGCUUCUGUUUAACUGUGGCAACCACAAUAACAGUUACGAUAUAUGCAAAAAGACGUCUCAAGCAACUGCAUAAGGAGGAGGAGGUGCUGUUGCGGUAAGCUUUGAUUCUGGUUCUGGUACGGGUUUAAGGGGUACUACUCUGGCCAAAGUGCUGACCGAGGCAAAAGGUUAAUGUGAUCGACAUCUACUGUGAACCAGUAUAUCUGAUUGUAAAAGGAAAACAAAAGAAAGUAGUUUUUACAUUUGUGCCAUUUUUAUCUCCCAGUUGGUCUCUUGUAUAUGUCGUAAAGUAUAGUGCUUAAAUGUUUUAUUGACCUCAGUUGGCAUUCUUUAGACUUGAAACUGAACAGCAUUUUCUUGCCUUGCGGGCUUCUAAAAUGUUGUAUAUAUGACAUUCCUGAUUGUCUUGAUUAAAGCCUGCGUUUUCUGUUA
This is a messenger RNA of Rhododendron vialii, 1587 nucleotides long. RefSeq lists its product as uncharacterized. The record is from RefSeq and is a predicted model, not a curated record. The transcript has 4 exons. Bases 354 to 1253 code for a protein of 299 amino acids. Lineage: Eukaryota; Viridiplantae; Streptophyta; Magnoliopsida; Ericales; Ericaceae.